GUCAGAUCUUAACCCACCUAAAAUCUCUCUUUUCUCCAACUCUCUCAAAAUGUCUGUCCCUGUCUGAGAAACAGAAACUCAAAAGUUACUCUCAAAGACGAAAAGAAGCAGUUCAAAGAUCAUAAAAGCAAGCCCUGUUCUCCACUCCCAUUUUUACUACAACCACUUGCAGGAGUAAUGGCAGGGGCUGCUGAUCCACAUGAUUUUUCAGAUAGUGAUAGAAGCUCAGAGGAUGAAACUGCUGUUAACACUGCUGAGUAUGAAGGGAUGGGGCCAGAACUAUUGCAGGGGCAUAAUGUAAUGAAUAAUGAGUUCAUUGCGUUAGAACAAUCUGGCAAAGCUUUGGAUAUAGGAAACUUGGAGCCAUACAAUGGGAUGACUUUCCAAUCCCUAGAUGAUGCAAGGGAUUUUUAUUUUGAAUAUGCUAAGCGCACUGGUUUCACCAUACGAACGAAUCGAAUCCGACACUCACUAAAGAACAUGGCUAUAAUUGGGCGGGAUUUUGUUUGUUCUAGAGAAGGUUUUCGAGCAGCAAAGCAUACACAUAGAAAAGACAGGGUUCUUCCUCCAAGGCCAAUUACAAGAGAAGGUUGCAAAGCAAUGAUAAGGUUGGCUGCAAGGGAUGGAGGUAAAUGGAUUGUUACCAAAUUUGUACGAGAGCAUAACCACAAGCUAAUGACACUUUGCAAAUUUCCGGGGGAACUGCCAACUAUUAAUAUGCUUAGUGAGGAAGAGAAGGAUAAGAAAAUACAGGAUCUAACCAGUGAACUACAACGUGAAAAAGAACGGUCUGCAGCAUUUCGGCAGCAACUACAGAAGAUUCUCAAAGAUCUCGAAGAACAUGCUGAAUUUAUGUCAAUAAGAGUUGAAGACAUAGUUGACAGCCUGAAAAAGGUUGAACUUGAUGAUGUAUAGCUUUAACUGGCCUUGUUCGCCUGCAAUUUUUCAUAGGAUGGGCCAUAACUAAACCUAAUUUUAUAACACUAGGAUACUACUAAAUUCAAUCCUUGGAUUCAACAUUUUAAAUGUUCUGAGGCUGCCAUUGUAGUUCAUUAGCAUAACACUGUAUCUUAAAAACCACCAUGAUAGAGAAAUAUUUGCUGGGGAUUUCUUUGGCAUUUUCCUCUCAGUGAGUUCUGUUGUAUUCAAACAAGUGAAGAAUAUGAAAACGGUUUUAACAUGUUAAUUUCCUUAAA
Theobroma cacao (cacao) is the source of this 1196-nucleotide messenger RNA. Its product is annotated as protein FAR1-RELATED SEQUENCE 1-like. Lineage: Eukaryota; Viridiplantae; Streptophyta; Magnoliopsida; Malvales; Malvaceae. The record is from RefSeq and is a predicted model, not a curated record.